Molecule: messenger RNA, 6197 nt
Organism: Pieris brassicae (large cabbage white)
Lineage: Eukaryota; Metazoa; Arthropoda; Insecta; Lepidoptera; Pieridae
Gene: spg
Product: dedicator of cytokinesis protein 4
Exons: 35
Coding region: 130-5691 (1853 amino acids)
Biological process (GO): small GTPase-mediated signal transduction
Cellular component (GO): plasma membrane; cytoplasm
Molecular function (GO): guanyl-nucleotide exchange factor activity; small GTPase binding
Source: RefSeq, a predicted model, not a curated record
UCGGCUAUCGCGAUUCAAGUACAUAAAUGUACAUAGAAAUGUUUUUUGUUGAGUGUUGAACUUGCAUCGGCAUUUAUUUCACAAUGUUUUGCUAAAAUAUUGUGUUGUGAGUAGUGCAGUGAUAUAAAAAUGUGGAUCCCUUUAAAAACUCCAAAACUUGGAGUCGCUGUAUACAAUUGGAAAGGAGAUGUUAAAUCGGGCUUACCCUUAGAAAUUGGAGAGACUGUACAAAUCCUGGAAGAAAAUGGAGGCUGGUUCAGAGGAUUCAGCACCAAAAACAGAUCUGCAUGGGGCAUAUUUCCAUGCUGCGUGGUGACUAUAAGACCAUGUACCAUCAAAGGCUCUGGCUUAUCAGCAGUGGCAGAGUUAAAAGAUGACCCAUUGGUUCGAGAAAUAGCCUGUGUGCUUAGGGAAUGGGCUAGACUGUGGAAGAAACUUUAUGUUGAGCGGGAAACAUACAGGUUCAGUGCUGUAGCGAAAGUGAUGCGGGAAUUGCUAAGUGGCCGACGGGCGUUACUUACUGGUACAUUAACCCAAGAUCAGACGAGGGCAUUGCGGCUCAAACUCGUCGCCAAACUCGACUGGGGGAAUCGGAAACUGGGAUUGGAGCUAGUGCCCCGACGUGGCGCUGAAGCAGUGGAUCCCGAAGAGUCAAGCUUGGUGGAGUUGUACGGGGUCCACGUAGAGAGUGCAGAACGGGCUGCAGCAUGGCGUGGAACACUCCGUCGAGCUGGUGGUUCUGGCAGCAGCUUCAACUCUACCCUCACUAUCACACCAACCGCUCAGUCGCACUAUCUUAUGUGUAGUAUGAGGGAUUUUGGACACACCGCCGGUGGCGAUGAAGCCGAGCUGUUGCUAUGGUUACACGAUGCCAGGAGAUCACAACCGCUGUCAGAGAGAUUUCGAGUUCGCAUCGCAAGAGAUGGCUUCUCGAACUAUAUAGACCGACUGCAUGCAAAUAGCACUCUCUUUGCGGAUCUCUCAGCAACGGAUCUAUCUCGUGAGUUAUGGCUUGUCGCAUGGGUUAUUCGUGUGGGGAGGUGGUCAGGCGCAGGUGGCAUGGGUAGCGGGACAGGGGAACGACGAGGGCCGAUAGCACGGAGGCCUUUAGGCGCUGGUGUGCUGCCUCUAGCGGAGUUCUUGAGACAACCAGAACAGCCUUCUGUGGAAAAGGAGUAUACGUUUAAGGUGUACCAAUGCGAAGAGAAAGAUUUUCACCAACUCCACGACAUGCUAAUACGCAAACAGACAAAUAAAUGCAACAUUUUACCUGGACAGCCGAACUACGGCAUCGUAGUAGCCCUGAGGCUGCUAACAAAUCAAGGCGGUAUAUCGGAGGCUGUGGCAUCUGGAGCUACUGUGACAGCAAAAAGGGGAUUCCCCGACGUCAUAAUGCCCGGAGAUGUCCGAAACGAUCUCUACAUGACAUUGGAAAGGGCGGAGUUCGAAAGAGGCGGGAAGAGUACGGCGAAAAAUGUCAUGGCAACAGUUACUGUGCACGAUAAUACUGGACAAGUUAUUAAUGAUUGCGUAUGGGGUGCCAGUGGAACGGGCUCUACUUUGUAUGAGUCGUUAGUUUUGUAUCACAACAAUAGCCCAGCUUGGGGCGAACAGUUACGCCUCACCGUUCCCUUAGAGACGUUCACUCACGCGCACGUUCGGAUCGAGUUUAGGCAUUGCUCAACACGCGAUAAGAACGAAAGGAAACUGUUCGGUUUCUCCUUCGCGCGAUUGAUGGAGGCAAGUGGCGCCACCCUACGGGACGGCUCCCACGAGCUGCACGUUUACAAGUGUGACGAUCCCACGAAGUUAUUAACAGCGAGCUAUCUAUCUCUGGCUUCUUGCGCUAAUGACACUGCGCGUGCGUCUACUACCAAUGGAGUGGUUGCGUCGUUUCCUAGGAGUACCAAAGAAAAUUGCACAAUUAGUACAGUGCUAUGCUCCACCAAACUUACACAAAAUGAGGAUCUCCUCGCGCUACUGCAAUGGCGGGCGCAUCCAGAGAAAGUGCAGGAGACCUUGCUCCGAGUUUUGCGACUGGGAGACGGACUGAGUUGCGAGGAGCUUAUAAAAUUCCUUCGGGACGUUCUGGACGCGUUAUUUGCCUUGUUUUCUACUGAAGAUGGAAACAGCACACCUCAUUCCGGCACAGUGUUCCUGGUGCUUGUUUCGAUUUGCAGUCUUCUGGAUGAGAGCCGAUUCCAGCAUUUCCGACCUGUGCUCGACGUUUAUAUCGAGGAGCAUUUCUCGGCUGCACUCGUUUAUAAAGGUUUACUCUCGUCCGUGCAACAUUGCGCCGAAUGGGCGGCAGGCGCCGAAGGGCAGGAACCUAUCCGCAAAUGCCUGCGGUCCCUCGGGGCCGUCUUCAGGUUGGCCGUUCGAUCGCGGUGCUUGUUCGCCCGAGCCACGGGAGGACAGUACGAAGACAGCUUCAGAAGGGAUGUCAGGGCGGCCUUGCACGCUUUAAAAGCUCUAGCUCAGCACCCGCAUAGGGAGCAUUUGGCGCCUGCGCAGGUGGCCCUGAUGACAUCAUGGGCGAGUGUGGCCAGAGAGGUAUCAUCAGCCCUCGGGCCAGUGGAAGCUGCGAGGAUCUCCGCUUCCAUUUUGGAUGCAUUUGCUGCUAAUGUUCCCGCGACAUUGGCUAGAGCCAGAUUAGCGGCUGCUCAGGAGAUACUGAAGGGACCGCUUGGACAGGAGCCUGAAGCAAGGAAUAUAGUCCUAACAACCGCCUGCCACCAUUUACGCGUCCAUUUGGCGAGAAGAGACGAAUUGAGCCAGUGUGCUGAUAUGUUGAGCGAGCUGGUGGCGCUUCUCUGGAAGAAGGAGGACACCGAACAGCUGGACGAAGAUGAGCUGGACCCAGACGUGGAUGUCUUGUGUCUGAACACGCUGGACGUCUUGGUGGAAACUGUUCUCCAUCUCAUCGGUGGAAAUUCUCCUGUGCUUGGUUCAAUGGUGGCCGGGCUACUCGGUGUGAUGGAGUUGUUGAAGCCCGCUCAUUACCAGCGACUGUGGAGCCAUCUGGCGCCGCACCCGCACGACAGGAAGCCUUUGAAGGACUUCUUGAUGCGAGCGUUCCUUGUCUUCAGGCAUCUCGUUGAACAAGAUGUUUUUCCAUCUGACUGGAUGGUCCUUCGCGUACAAAGCUGCAAGGUGUUGUUAUCCGCAUUGCAAGACUUGGCUAAGCCGCUUUUGGAGCGAUUUUUGGGUGAUGAACAGCCGCAAUUUGAUUCUCAACUCUGGUCUGGGUAUAUGGAACUCGGAGUGGCCCUAGUAACAUCGAGUGCGUUGCAGACCGAGAGAUGGACUGGCAGAGGUCCCGACAGGGGAGGCAUGAGGGCCGCAGCUGGACUGCAGGUGCUUGCUGUCUGGAGUAGGCUUGGUGCCGCCCAACUCCAACUAAUUGGCGCGGCUGUAGGUGCCUUACUGGAAAUAACUCUAGUGGGCGAACUUCGGCGAGCGGCGUUGGGCGCUUUAGUCGCUUUGAUGGCAGCCGAAAGGGCCGCCACCGGAUCCGCGAGACGCACCGAAGCGGCCCUUGUCGAUAAAUUAGACUCGUUGGUCGCGGACAAUAAGGCGGACGAUCAUUAUCGGCGCUUGUUUGAUACCGUUCUCAUGGAGCGUGUAUCGACCGAAGGCUGGCGCGAGGCAGGCGCUGCCUUCGUGGGCUGCGUGACCAGACUCUUGGAGCGACUGCUCGACUACAGAGCCGUGAUGCAGGGCGCGGAGCAUAGGGACAAGAGGAUGUCCGCUACUGUUAAUUUGCUGAAUUUCUACAAGAACGAAAUAGAUCGCAAAGAGAUGUACCUCCGCUACGUGUACAAACUGCACGACCUUCACAUCGCUUCGGACAACUUUGUUGAAGCCGGUUGUACGCUGCUGUUAUACGCGGAAACCUUGAGCUGGGAUAGUGACCAGGUGGGAGUGGACUCGGAGCAUCCAGAAACUCCAGAGUGGAAGAGAAAAGAGUCGUUAUACAAUCAAGUGUUGCAAUACUUUGACAGGGGAAAGUGUUGGGAAAAAGGUCUACCGCUUCUUCGGGAGCUGGCAACAUUGUACGAGUCCAAAUUGUGUGAUUACUCCCGAUUGGCUCAAUGCUUGAGGACGCAUGCGACGUUCUUGGACUCGGUGUUGAACGAACUCAGACCGGAGCCCGAGUACUUCAGAGUCGGGUUCUAUGGAAAAGGAUGUCCGCUGUUUGUUAGGAACAAGCAAUUCGUGUACCGCGGCUACGAGUACGAGCGCAUCGGAGCGUUCACGCAGCGUCUCCAAGCGGAAUACGUGUCCGCACACAUCCUCAUGAGGAACACGCCGCCGGACGAAUCCGUCAUAGCUGCGGACGGACAGUAUAUUCAAAUAUGCAACGUGAAGCCAGUCGCGUCGAUCCACUCGUGUCCAACGAAUGCGCCUGAGCAGGUGAAGCGGUUCUACGCGUUCAACGACGUGGAUACGUUCCUUUGCGACCGGCCUUUGCAGAAACCGCCCAUCGAUAAAGACAAUGAGUUUAAGAGUUUAUGGAUAGAACGCACGACAUUGGUAACAGAAAAUACAUUACCGAACAUUUUGAGGUGGUCGGAAGUUGUCACCAGAUCCGUCGAAGAAAUACCACCAGUUGAGUUUGCGUGCGAAACAAUGGAAGCAACGGAACGGGAACUGCGCAAUCUCAUAUCUCAAUACACGGCGGAUCCAACGCGAAACAUAAACCCAUUCACGAUGCGUCUCCAAGGAACCAUCGACGCCAACGUUCAAGGCGGGAUAACGAAGUACGAACAGGCGUUCCUGACCGCCGAAUUCGGAAGAAAUGCCUCAUCCAGGGAGGCGACGGCCGUUGCAAAGCUGAGGCGGCUGGUUUCUUCACAAUUGGCUGUUGUGGAGGCGGCUUUGGCUCUGCAUGGACGGUUGGCGCCUGAGGAAGUUAAGCCGUUACAUAGACGUUUGGUCGAGCGUUUUACUCAGCUGCGUCAAAAUCUUGGCCCGGGAUUGGCGCGUGCUAGAAGGCAGCUAUCCGAAAGUAUUGUCAACACCCCAUUGCCUCCUGUCCCGGCAUUGGACAAGCGUUCUCACAGUAUACAACAAAAUGAUGGAUAUUACGAUGACGCCCAUUUUUAUAAUAAGCCCAUUUACUCGAUCGACGACUCCCUGGAUCAGCAGGGCAGUAUAAUGUCCAAUAGCCUACCAGUGAAUGACGGCCGGGAGUGCGACGACGUCAGCAGCAUGGUCAAGUCGGCACCGCCUCUCCCUUGCAGGCCUAAAAGUGACCCACGGAGCCCUACGCGACCGGACAAGAUAUAUCGUGACCCUGUCGAAGAGGAAGUUGAGACCCGUAGACACAGCCGUGCGUCGUGGACUGAACAUGAUGCUCCACCUUUACCACCAAGAGUAUCAGGUGAAAAGAAAUCAUGGGGUGAAGCGCCCGCAGUGCCGAGACGAGGUGCGCGUAGCACCGGAGUCACGGACGAGCGAGACUCGGGCGUCAGCGUAGACGCGCACGCGUAUACCAAUGCGGACGAACACAGGCAUAAUGAUUUUGAUCUAGUGGAAUCUCUCCGGUACGAAGAGAUCAUUUCUAUGAUGUCGGAGCCUUUACGGGUUGACGAAGGUGAGACUCCUCCGCCUAUACCACCGAAGGGUUUGGGGCAUCUCAGCAGUUUCGAUUCGGGACAUCAUGAAAAUGGCGAGUCUCAUUGCUAAGAUUUUACCAAAUAUUCCGAGAUUUUUUUUACGUACAUUUGAAUGACGUUUAUAAAAAAACACUUUUUGACAUGUAUUUUGAUAAUUUUGACGGCUUUUUGUUAUUAUUUAGCAAAACUUUCUAUGAAAUGUAUCAAUUAAAUAUAUAUAUAAUAAUAAAAUAACAAAUCAAAAGUCGUAAUGCGUAAAAUAUCCAUUAUAAGAAGUAAUAUGUUAAAAUAAGCAUUCAUAUUUUUGUAUAUUAUGUUUUAGCAGUCUCGAAAACACGUUUUUAAUUAAAUAUGAAGUCAGCGGUUAAUUAGUGCCAUACAAAUGCAAUAUAAAAACAACUCUAUGUUUUUAUGAUCGAUAAAGUAUAUUUUUAUUUAUGUAAGGUAUGAAAUCAAUACAAAUUUUAUUUUAUAUUAUAAUUUUUAGUUAUCGGUUUGCACAAAAUUAGUAGAUUUACUAUAACCGUUAAUAUUUCCUAUGUAAUUAUUUAAGCAGCAGAAAAUAUUAAGAGCAGU